UCGAUUGUGGCGGCGAUGAUUGUCGAUGACUGCGCAUAGGAGGAUGAUGUCUUUCCGCUUCAAUUUAAAAAUUAGACUGAUUUAGUAUCACUUGAACAACGGAAUCGGUCGGAACUCGACGGUCCGAAAGCGAACAUCUUUUUCACAUUCGCGGUGUGGCUGACGCUCCUCAGGGACGCACAUUCGAAACAAGAAAUUAUUAUUAAAUGCUCUGUACGGAAAAAAGGGCAUCGUGAUAACGCGAACAGUAGUCGAAGGCGAUAAUCAGUUCUGUGUGUGACAUGCUCAGUGGGAUUAAAGGCUAUAAAGUGUGAAAAGUGGAAUGUACAAGAGAAGAGCGGGCUUUAAAGGAUGCUAAAACAAAAUGUGAUCGAGAUCUCGUUCGAUGUGGAAUAUCAGUUAGCACCUUUGACAAUCAAAGUGGAUGAUUGAAGCUUGAAGAAAAUACUGUGUCUUGUGAUUACCAGAGCACGACAAAAAGGUGACCAAUAUAAUCAGUGAUAAGAAAUGAGCAGGAGAUUUCGUCACUAUCGUAGAACACAGGUGAUAUCAACGAAAAAAAUGAGCUUGAAAUCAACUUGAAUGUCUUAAUGUGCCUCGCGCUGUUAUCGCUCAUCAAAAGUGUGUUUGUUCUCCUACGAAGCCACUAGCAGCAGCACCAGACACCGGAAUAGAGUGUCCGUGUCGGAAGAAAAAAAAAUAUCCGAUCCAACCCCCACCCACCACCCCACGACCCAUCAUCAUCAGCGACGAAGAUGAUGAUUCAGCCAAUGUUGGCCGGGAAGCGUGUUCUCCUCGCUCUGGGAGCGCUCGCUACGCUAACGCUUAGCUAUGCCGACGGAUUCGCCGCAGGUCUGACAGGCGAUCAAACCCAACGGUGCACACAGGAGCGGUAUCAGAAAAUGGUCGGCUACAACUGCGCCGACCUCAAGCUGAAGGAAAUUCCUCAGUACCUCAAGAGCGGUUUGCUGAUUCUCGAUGUAAGCUUCAAUCGCAUACGUGACCUAAAGAGACAGUCUUUUUCCCGGUAUACGGACGUCAAGUAUCUGUAUCUGUUCGAGAAUAUGAUUCAGAACAUCGAGGAAGGAACGUUCAGCGAACUGACCAAUUUGGAGGCCUUGGAUCUUUCGAACAACGCUCUACGCACGAUACCACUGGAAAUUUUUCGAUUAUCUCUGUUGAGGAACCUCUACGUAGCAUACAACAAACUGGAAGACCUAGAGGAAGAUCUACUACAGCUGCAGAAGCCAAUCGAAGCGCCUCUGCAGAUCUUAAGCCUUGCCGAAUGCUGGUUGGAACGGUUGCCUAAUUUUGGAAUCCUACCGGACCUAUGGCAACUGAACAUUUCCUCAAACCCGAUGAAGGAUCUAACGAUUGACCAAUUUGCACCCAUGUGCAAUCUUCGAUCGCUGGACCUGAAUGCUACCCGCAUACCGCAAUGCGCUUGCCAAACCAUCACUGCUGAGCUGUCGACGAGGCGGACAGUGAUCUACAAUAGCCACCCGAACUGCUUUGCAGAGCAUACGGCCUGCAAUCAGGACACAUCUACCGUCCCACCAACAAGCCCCGGGCCCGACGAGUAUCAACAGUGCAUGGACGUUCGGUACGCCCGCCAACAGGACAGCGAGGCCAAAACGGCCUGGUUCAAGAUAUCCCUCGGGGUGAUCGCGUGUAUCGUUCUGUUUUCGAUCAUCCUCUGCUACAUCCACCGGCGGAAUGCCAGAAACAUGAAGGACCACAGGAAGAAACACAACACGAUAAAAAAUCCAACUCCCAUCAACCGGAUAAUGGUGCCAUCCGAAGACGACACGCCCAAGGUCGUCGAAAAUGGAAACCGUGAUAAACUUAUUAACGAUUGUGAUUAGCUACAAUAGGGAUUUUCCAACACGCAUACACAAACACACACUGUCCUCACGCAGCAAGUGCCUUCGUUCAAAAGAAACGAUACAAAUUCGAACAAACAAGACUAAACGAUUAGGAUUAACGGUCGAUGAUCAAAAGUGUAAAUAGAUAUUCUAUUAUAGUUCAUAAUUAGAUAGUUAGGAUUCAUCAUCACGGUCACCUCAAAGAUAGUAUGUAGGAUUAGAUUUAUAUCGAUAGACUUUUCGCAUCGAGAGCAAUUGCUAUUUACAAAUUUAUUUUGAUCUUGCCACCUACUUUUUACGUUAGUUGAAUUUACUGGAGAUUGGAACACGACAGCUGUGCUAGAGCGCCAAAGAGUUGAAUAAAUCAUUGCCAUUGUUUUAUUGUGUUAAGAACUA
Messenger RNA from Ochlerotatus camptorhynchus, 2261 nucleotides. It is a transcript of the gene Lapsyn, whose product is annotated as Leucine-rich repeat activity-regulated protein at synapses. The transcript is spliced from 5 exons. Lineage: Eukaryota; Metazoa; Arthropoda; Insecta; Diptera; Culicidae. Gene Ontology annotation, molecular function: protein binding. The record is from RefSeq and is a predicted model, not a curated record. Bases 756 to 1865 code for a protein of 369 amino acids.